AGUGCUAACGAUUAACCUAACUCAAAACUCAAAAGGGGCAAAAACAAUUGGAAGAAAGGUGCUAACUUGCUACUUGCUAUUAUCGCAGCACCGCCAUCUCCGCCCCUUUUAAGCCUAACCCCGCCACUUCUUUCUCUCUCCUAGUGAACUAAGCUAAGAUUUAGGGUUUAUUACUGGCGAAAUCAAAACAUGGGAAGAGCUAAAAAAGGUCCCAAAUUUGCUGUUAAGAAGAAGCUCGUCACUUCCAAAACCCUUAAACAGCACAAACAAGAGGUUUUAAACCCUAAAAAGCGAGACCUUGAAGCAGAAAAUCUCCCUAGAAAUGUGCCUUAUGUUUCAGCAGCCCUAUUCUUCAAAUAUAAUACUGCUUUGGGACCGCCUUAUCGGGUUUUGGUUGAUACCAAUUUCAUCAAUUUUUCCAUUCAGAAUAAAUUGGAUCUGGAGAAAGGAAUGAUGGACUGCUUAUAUGCAAAAUGUACUCCAUGCAUUACGGAUUGUGUGAUGGCGGAACUUGAGAAGUUGGGUCAAAAGUAUCGUGUAGCGUUGAGGAUUGCCAAAGAUCCUCGAUUUGAGAGACUCCCAUGUACCCAUAAAGGAACAUAUGCUGAUGACUGCAUCGUUGCUAGGGUUACUCAGCAUAAGUGCUACCUUGUUGCGACAUGUGAUCGUGAUUUGAAGCGCAGGAUUAGAAAGAUUCCUGGUGUGCCUAUCAUGUACAUCACACAGCACAAGUAUUCUAUUGAGCGGUUGCCCGAAGCUACAAUAGGAGGAGCGCCGAGAUAUUGAUGCUUUUGGGAUGUUGUAGGAAGAACGUGCAAUCUCUUCUAUAUUAAGUUUAACUUUUGGCGUAGUUCGUUCUGUACUUGAGGCGAGUGCUGAUAUAAACAGUCGGUGGACUUGUUAAGAGUACAGAGAAUAUAUGUUUCUUGUUUGAGGUGAUAGGAAAAAAAGACUACCGUCUUAGCAUUGGUGCAUCAGUUUGUAUUCUAGGGUUCGAUCAUUGAUGAGUUUCAAACUAAUCUGAGCUAUUUUUUUUUUUGGUGUAAUAAUGCUGAAGAUGGACUUACAAUUAA
Beta vulgaris subsp. vulgaris (sugar beet) is the source of this 1073-nucleotide messenger RNA. RefSeq lists its product as uncharacterized. The coding region runs from base 190 to 786 and encodes 198 amino acids. Gene Ontology annotation, cellular component: small-subunit processome; nucleolus. Lineage: Eukaryota; Viridiplantae; Streptophyta; Magnoliopsida; Caryophyllales; Amaranthaceae. The record is from RefSeq and is a predicted model, not a curated record. The transcript has 9 exons.